Messenger RNA from Stegodyphus dumicola, 815 nucleotides. Its product is annotated as adult-specific rigid cuticular protein 15.7-like. The record is from RefSeq and is a predicted model, not a curated record. Gene Ontology annotation, cellular component: chitin-based extracellular matrix. Gene Ontology annotation, molecular function: structural constituent of chitin-based larval cuticle. NCBI's taxonomy places the organism in Eukaryota, Metazoa, Arthropoda, Arachnida, Araneae, Eresidae.
ACACAGCAUUCUGUGAAGUCAAGUCACAAUCGCAAAUAACGAAGCACGAUGAUCUCUAAGGUUGCAUUCCUGUGCGCUGCUCUUGCAGCUGCUCACGCAAGCGUUAUUCUUAAGGCUCCCCUAGUCAGCACCGGCAUGAGUACUAGCUCAAAGACUCAAGAUGCUCAUGGUAAUUACGCUUUCGGCUACGAUAUUGUUGACAAACUUGGUGCCUCUAACUCCAGAGCUGAAGUUGGUGAUGGCUAUGGCAACAAAAAGGGAACCUAUACCAUCCACGAUAUCGAUGGCAGAGCCAGACGAGUAGACUAUGUAGCUGAUAAACUCGGAUUCCGUGCCGCCGUGAAGACCAAUGAACCAGGAACCGCUGCCAGUACCCCUGCUGCAGCCCUCAUCGCUAGCCCUUACGCUGGACCAUCUGUUGAUCACAUUGCCCCAGUUGGCUCUGCAGUCUAUGGGCAUGCUGUUGCCGCUCCAGUUGUAGCUGCUGCUGCUCCUGUUGCAUAUGGAGGUGUCAUUGGACACGGAGCAGCUUUGGGUUAUGGUUAUGGUAUGGGAUAUGGAUAUGGAGCUGGUAUUGGCAAAGCUCUGAUCCACUAAAAACGUAAGUUAGUUGAUCUUCUAUGGAAUGAGCUAAGGAGCUGUUCACUGUCUAGGUCGGCAGUAGUCUUGGUUGGGGCUAUGAAAAUUGAAUUGGCAAAGACUCAGCUAUUACAUAUUUUCAAACUCUUAACAAAAUGAAAUCAUUUAUUUAUUUUUGCGAUAAACGAAAGUUUUGAUUUUACUGUAAAUAAUAAAAUUUGUUUAGAAUGACUAUA